AUGGAUCUCAAGCAUUUCAUCAUAAUGUUCCUCUGUGGCUACUUGAAAAUCCCAAAUCUAGCAAAAACCCAGGCAUACUCCACAGCCUCACCUCUGACUAGUCCUUUUAAAUCAUCAGUGUUGGAUACAACAGCUAAUUUUGGAAAAGGAAUAGAGAAGCCUCUCAAUCAACAACCCAUCAACACUCCAUCAGCACAACCACCACCAUCACCGACCUCCAGCCCUCGUGGGCAACCACCACUGCCAACUGUUCUUGACACCUCUGGACAGCCACCAUUGUCAUUGAUCCCUACGACUUCUGGUCAAACACCAGUGCCACCUGUCCUCAAGUCCACCAUUCAACCAACGGCAUCACCUGCCCACAAUCCCACCAGGCAACCGCCAGGACCACCUGUCCCCAGCUUCUCUGGGCAACCACCAGCAUCACCCAUCCCAAAUUCCUUCAGUCAAUCACCAAGACCACAUGUUCACUACUCCCUCAGUCAAUCACCAGAAACUCCUGUCUCUAAUUCCACUAGACAAUCACCAGAAUCAUCAGUCCCUAAUUCCACCAGACAACCAUCAGUAGCACCAGUCCCUAGCUUCUCCAAGAAACCACCAGAAUCCUCUGUCCCUAGCUCUAAUAAGCAAUCGGCAUCAAUAGUUGUAACCCCAGGAUUCAUUGAAGAAGAGAAUAAUGAUCCCAUCAAAAAAAAACCUCCAAGCUCUUCUGCCAGUUCAAUAGCUGGGGUGUUAAUUGGCACAAUUCUGACUUUUAUGAUAGUAGCUAUAGUUGUGAUUGUACUCUGGAAAUGCUUCAGAAAACCAAUCCUCCAUGAUCAAAACUGGGCUGGCCGGUCUCCCUUUGCUGAUGGAGAAACUCCUGAUUUGUGUGUGGACUACAGCAGAGAAAACAGAAAAUCCAUAAAACGUUCAUCAAUUGUUUCACUUGAGAUCUGGAAACCAAACAAAAGUAUGCUCUUAGCAGAUGAUUUGGAUGUCAAAUUAUUUGAAUCGAGUGAAAAUCUUGAGGAGUGUCCUAAGUCUGACACAGAGAAAAUGAAAGACCCACCAAAUGGCAUAUCAGAGGACAGUACUGACAGAUCAACCAUUGGCACCGCCAUUUCUUCUUCAGAGGAGACAGAAUUGAAUCCAGCUCCAGCUCUUCCUGCUUUAGAAGAGCCAGGAAAUCAGAAUCCUGACUCAUCUAACAUGCCUCUAAGUGAUUUCUCUCAUCUACCACCUCCUGUGGACAGUCUCGAUUCCGAGGUCAGGCCUCCUCUCCCUGACUCGUUUACACUGCCCCCACCUCCAGAAGACCUUCUCAACAGUCAGGAGGAAUACAGCACAAAAUCCCCUAAUUCAGUUUCAUCAACAUUAGAGACCCAGUUCCCUAUUCCGCCUGACUCUAGCCAACAAGCGUUGGAUGAAUCGCUGCCACCACCACCCACAGAAUUAUUGUGAAUGAUCAGUUUGCUGAUUUGAAGACUUUUGAAAAAAGACAAGAGACAGGGAGGUCCUGGAUUCAAAUGUGGCCUCAGACACUUCCUAGCUGUGUAACCUUGGGCAA
Messenger RNA from Gracilinanus agilis (Agile Gracile Mouse Opossum), 1549 nucleotides. It is a transcript of the gene EVI2B, whose product is annotated as ecotropic viral integration site 2B. The record is from RefSeq and is a predicted model, not a curated record. The transcript has a single exon. Gene Ontology annotation, biological process: positive regulation of neutrophil differentiation; regulation of stem cell division. NCBI's taxonomy places the organism in Eukaryota, Metazoa, Chordata, Mammalia, Didelphimorphia, Didelphidae. The coding region runs from base 1 to 1443 and encodes 480 amino acids.